Messenger RNA from Naegleria lovaniensis, 3978 nucleotides. RefSeq lists its product as uncharacterized. Gene Ontology annotation, biological process: copper ion homeostasis; monoatomic cation transport. The record is from RefSeq and is a predicted model, not a curated record. Gene Ontology annotation, molecular function: copper ion binding; P-type divalent copper transporter activity; ATP hydrolysis activity. The transcript has a single exon. Bases 1 to 3978 code for a protein of 1325 amino acids. NCBI's taxonomy places the organism in Eukaryota, Heterolobosea, Eutetramitea, Acrasida, Naegleriidae. Gene Ontology annotation, cellular component: membrane.
AUGACAGUUGUUGCACUCCCGGCCGCGAUUUCAAACGAAUUGCGCUCCGAUGAUGAAACGCCAUUCAUAUUUCAUGUAGACAAGAACAGCUCAUGUGGCUGCUCAUGCUCUUCUUGCCAGUGUACCUCAAUCAUCAAGGAAUAUUUUGAUGGUGGUGAUGCCGAAUCUACUAACACUGAGAAGAGAGACUUGGCUUGCGGUUGUUCCUCAUCUUGUUGUCAAUCUGGAAAGAGAGACUCAACCCCUUCCGAAAGCAAAAUGAAUGAUCCUUCUUCUGGAUGUAUUGAUAAUUGCUUCAUGAAGAGAAUAAGACAGAUUUAUCACUUUGAAAUUGUGUUGGUUCGUAAAAAGAACGAAAACAGCGCUAUGGAAAUCAUUGAAAAGUUGAAAGACCAAGCCUUCAUCUCUAUUGCUGAACGUGAAGGAGAAGUGAGAAUCUAUGUUUCUGGCUACGUUUCACUUUUCCAGUUGCUAAACAAUUUGUUUGAAUCCAAUCGCAAGUUAUUCCAUAUUAAGAGCGCAAGAACUAUGAAGGUUCAUCAGGUUAAAUUUCGUGACUCUUGCAAAAUGAGAUGCAAUGGAUGUAGCUCUAAAGUUGAAAAAGCCUUUGCUGAUGUUAAAGAUGUAUCACACAUGUACUGUGACUUGGAAGAUCAAACUGUCAUCUUUUUCUUUAGCCAAGAGUCCACAAGACAUAGUAUCAAUGAUAUUCUUACCAAUGAUUUGAAAAAGACCUAUGAUAUUCUCAACACCAAUAUUGAGAUUGCUCAUGAAGAACAUAAUCAAGAGAAUUUGCUGACUUUGAAGGUUGAGGGUAUGAGAUGUGGCAAUUGUACCUCCAAAGUCAAGAAAUUGCUUGAGGAUCAAUUCAAGGCUCACGAUGUGAAUAUCGAUCUUUUGACAAAGAAGGUCGCUUUCAAAAUUGCUGAUCCAACAUUGGAAGAAAAGAUUAUUGAAGAAAUUGAAAAUCUUGGAUACUCAUGCACCAGAUUUGCUGAUUACAAAGAGCACAGUAUUAAGGUGAACGGAAUGAAAUGUGGAGGCUGUAAAAACAAGAUUAUUCAAGCUUUUCAAGGCGAUGAAAAGGUCUACUUUGUUGACGUGGAUUUGGAAAGCAAAGUUGUCAGCGUUCAAUGUGAAUAUGACGAACCAAGUGUAUUGAUUGAGAAAAUUGAGAGUCUUGGAUUUGAAUGUCAAAAGGAGGUCGAAAUUUUCACCAUUAGAACAGCUAAACCUUCUCCAACUACUGCGUAUAAGAAGGAAUUGGAUGAAGAUGCAUUGAAAGAGGCCCCAUCUACUGGUGGUACUUUACACUCGUAUGCUCCUGUUGAUGAAAUGGAGGAGGUUGAAAUUGAAAUGCAAGAUACUAGAUUGUUGAAUGGUAAUGAUGGAGCUGAACACACUUCUCCCAACAAGAAGUGUGUUGUUUCCAUUGAUGGAAUGAGUUGUGCAUCAUGCGUUGCAAAAAUUGAGAAAGCAGUUAAGAAAUUGCCUGGUGUUAGUACUGCAGUGGUAAACCUGAUCAUGCAAAAGGGUGAUAUCACUUAUGACGAUUCACUUAUCACUGAACAAGAAAUUGUGAAGAAAAUUGAAUCGCUCGGAUACAAGUGUGAAAGCUUGACAGAACAAAUGUCUCAUGAAAAGAACAGGCUUUUAUUAAGUGUCCCUUCAGGCUACAAAGACGAGUUGGUAGACCUGCUUACUCAUAUUUCAGGUGUUAUUGACAUUUCAGUUGGAGCUGAUGAAGACGUUGCUUCCAAUUCUAUGCUCACUAUUUUAUUUGACAGCAACGUGGUUAAGGCGAGAAAGAUUUAUGAUGAAGCAGUGGCAAGAGCUGAUCAACUCAACUUUGACGUUAAGAUUGUUAAAUCAUCCAUGAUGAAGAACAAAUUGGACACCCUUGCCAGAAAACAGGAAAUUAAGAAAUGGAUGUUCUACUUUAUCUUUGCUGCAUCCUUUACAAUUCCUGCCAUGAUCAUUGCCAUGAUAUUUGGCAACAUUCAUGAAACCAAAAUGGGAUUGAUGACACAAGUGGCUCCAGGAUUGACUGUGAUGAGCCUUGUCAUGUUUUUGUUGAUCACUCCAGUUCAGAUUAUUGGUGGCUACCCAUUCUAUCUUCUAUCCUUGAAGGCAUUAAGAGCACGUUCACUUGAUAUGAACGUCCUUAUUGCAAUCGCUACUACUGAAGCCUACGGAUAUUCUCUCUUUACAAACAUUUAUAACAUGGUUGAAGGAAAGAUCUCUAUUGAGCAUGACUAUUUCGAAACAGCUGCUGCCUUGAUCAUGUUCUUAUCACUUGGAAGACUAUUGGAAAGUAUUGCGAAAGGAAAAACUUCUUCGGCUCUUGUCACCUUGUUGAACCUUCAACCAACUGUUGCAAUUCUCGUUGAUGAAAAAGAUAACUCUGAGAAGGAGAUUGAUGUCGAUUUAGUUCAAGAAGGAGAUAUCCUAAAAGUCAUUCGUGCAAAUAAGGUGCCAGUGGAUGGAGUGAUUACCUCAUUGGACGGUGAAGCUCUUGUGGAUGAACAAAUGAUUACCGGUGAAUCUUUGCCUGUCACAAAGAAAGUUGGAUCUGAAGUUAUUGGUGGAACUGUUAAUGUUGGUGACACUUAUUUUUACAUGAGAGCCACCAGAGUAGGAUCAGACAGUACCUUGUCAGGAAUUGCAAAGCUUGUAGAACAAGCGCAAACAGAUAAGCCACAAAUUCAAGGAUUAGCAGAUAAGAUUUCUUCUUGGUUUGUGCCAGCUGUCAUCUUGCUUAGUAUUGUAGUUUUUGUUGUUUGGGCAAUUCUUGGCGCUUUUGACGUGUAUCCAAAAGAAUGGAGACCUGACCACAUGAGCCCAUAUAUUUUUGCAUUGUUGCUCAGCACUUCUACUGUCAUUAUUGCAUGCCCAUGUGCACUUGGACUUGCUGUUCCUACUGCCACUAUGGUCGGUACUGGUCUUGGAGCCAAGCAUGGUAUUUUGAUUAAGGGUGGUAGUCCAAUUGAAAUUGUUAAAAAGGCAACUGCUGUUACAUUUGACAAAACAGGAACUCUCACCAAGGGAGAACUAGUUGUUGAUGAUAUUGAAAUGUUUGAUGAUCAUGCAAUACUUGCUGAUAUUAUUAGAUACACUGCAGUUGCAGAAUCAAGCAGUGAGCAUCCAAUUGGAAAGGCUCUUGUCAAGUUCUGUAAACAGCAUGUGUCGUAUAAUGAGGCAUUAUUUAAUGUCUCCUCCUCAACAAUGACCGAAUUUAAUGCUGUUUCAGGAAGAGGUAUCAGCUGUAAUAUUGAAAAUGUCCACAUUGAUAUUGGAAACCAACAAUUUAUGUAUGACCAAGAAUGCGCCAUGCCAGAAUUUAAUGAUUCCAAUCGUUAUCAAACCUUGGUAUUUGUUGCUGUCAACAAAAAGCUACAGGCUUUAUUUAGUUUGUCUGACGAGAUUAGAGAAGAAUCUUUCCAAGUGGUUAAAGAUUUACACAAUAAGGGUCUAAAGGUCUUCAUGUUGACUGGUGACAAUAAGAGUGUUGCAAACUAUGUAGGUGACAAGAUUGGCAUCCCAUCUGACCGAAUUUUCUCACAACUCACACCUGCCGGUAAAACGAACAAAGUCAAAGAAUUGCAAGACAGUAAGGAAAUAGUUAUUAUGAUUGGUGAUGGUAUCAAUGACUCUCCAAGUCUUGUUCAAGCGGAUGUUGGCAUUUCAGUUGGACAAGGAACAGAUGUGGCUAUUGAAUGUGCUCAAAUUAUUCUCAUGAAGAACGAUUUAAGAGCUUUAGUAUCCACAAUUUCACUCUGUAGAAGUAUUUACAACAGGAUUGUGCUCAAUUUCAUUUGGGCUUUUGGCUACAAUCUUGUUGCUGUUCCUUUUGCUGCUGGUGUCUUCUUCCCACUCAUCAAAGUGAUGAUUCCACCUUGGGUGGCUGGUAUUGCGAUGGUUUCUUCCUCAAUUUGCGUGUUGCUAUCUUCUCUGUCUCUCAGAUUGCACAGAAUGUAA